CAUAUAUCUUUAAAUGUUGAUUUUUUCUUAAAACCGAGAAUUCGACUUUAUGCGAAUUCUUCAAUAAGUUUCUCAAAGUACUUAACAAGAUGGGGCCAGGACUCAAACGGAAACUCUCCCUGCCUUCAUCAAUUUUAAAAGAGCUAGAUGCGCACCCACCUUCCUUCGCAAACGGAAGAGCGCGGCCGAAAAGACAACUCUCGAGAAGGGAACAACGUAAAGCUCAGAGGGUGCAGAAGAGACAGUUUCGCCGGUCGCAGUCGCAUCAAUUCAUUGAAUCACGGAAACCUAGGCAGAUUUCAAAUCCAACUAGUGAGGUCUCCGACGGUAACGUUCUAGAUGAUGAGCAUGACAGUGAGGAGGAAGUCGGUUCUGGAUUUGGCUCUGAAUGGGAGGAGAGCGAGAGCGUUGAGGAACAGGAGUCUAGUCGAUCUCGACACUCCAAGUCAGCACAUGUGAAACCUUCCCAGGAUGAUGCGGAGAUUGCGGAACUGGAAAGGAAAUUGGGGUUGAAAGGGAGAAAAUCUUUACCUAAGUCUUUCGAGGACGACGGCCUCGGCGAUCUGCUAGACGGUCUGGGGGAUGACGACGAGGAAGAUACAGAGGUCGCCUCCAAGAAUAAACGCAAAGCAGAGGCAGACGAGUGGUUGGCCCAGAAGAGAAGAAAGGCUCAAGCCGCUGCUCGUUCAACCGUUGGCGAUGAUGAGGAUGAUGAGGACGAAGAUCUUUCUGUCCUGGACAACGAAUCCGAACUGGACGACAUGGAUGUCGAUGGAGAGGAUGCUGGUAGCAGUGUAUUUCAAGGCUAUUCAGAUGAAGACCAACCCGAGCCCCCGCGACCGCAGCGAGAAAACCCUUAUGUUGCUCCCGUAACGGGGGUUGCGAAAUAUAUUCCCCCGUCGCUCCGGAAGCAGUCCAGCUCAAGCAACGAGGCAGAAACACAACUUCGAAGGCGUGUCCAGGGCUUAAUAAACCGCCUAACGAACGAUAACAUGAUCGGUAUAACCAAGGAUUUCGUGGCUCUAUACGACACAAACCCGCGACAGACAGUUACUUCAACCAUUGUGGAUCUUGUGUUAGCUCUGGUCUGUUCACCGGAGAAGCGGCCGGAUUCUUUCUUUGUAAUGAUAGCAGGUUUUGUCGCAGCGAUGUAUAAAGCUAUAGGUAUAGCCAUAAGUGCCUACUUUAUACAGCAGCUCGUGGAAAUCCUAGGUCAGCGUUACGAGCAGGCAUCUGGUGACCAGUCGGACUCCGGGUCAAAACAUCUCAUUUCCCUACUUGCUGAACUUUACAAUAUGCAAGUUGUCGGUUGCAGCUUAAUAUUCGACUAUAUUCACAUAUUCCUAACUAGGCUUUCCGAGCUCGAUACCGAGUUAAUUCUGAGACUCGUCCAACUCUGCGGGCCGUCGCUUAGGCGUGACGACCCUCAUGCAUUAGGGGACAUUGUCAGCAACAUCAAGCCAGCCAGCUUGCAGGGUAUGUCAGUCAGAACAAGUUUCAUGAUUGAUGAGAUGAAAAACCUGCAGAGUAACAAGACGAAAGCCGUAGCUCGUAAUAGAGACCUCGCAGAUCAGCGAAGUCAAAUAAGAAAGCGAAUCAACACCUUGGGCGGCUCUCAAGACAUUCAACCCCUCCGUGUGGGCCUCAGGGACAUACAGGAUGCCGAUAAGCACGGGAAGUGGUGGCUUAUUGGGGCCAGCUGGUCUGGCGGUCAUAGCAACCCCGUCAAUCAAGAUGGAACCUCAAACCCAGAGCUAAGCGCGGGUGCGGCCGGCGCCGACGAUAUGAUGGAAUAUGUUGCAGACGAUCUAGGUAUUCCAGAUCUCUGGCAGCUAGCGAGGGAGCAAGGUUUCAAUACCGAAGUAAGGCAGCGUAUCUUCAUUGCUUUACAUGCGGCUACGGACUAUGAGAAUGCCGAGCUUCUCAUCCGGAAAUUAAGACUCAAUAAGCAUCAGCGAAAAGAGAUCCCGGAGGUGAUCAUACGAAGCAGUGAACGGCAGUCUCAGUACAAUCACUACUAUACUCUGGUGGCCACAAGGUUCACUGGCGACAGGGAAUUGUCAUUCCAAUUUCGGCGUUGUUUAAUAACACGGCUUAGGAAGAUGGGAGAGGAUAUUGAUAUCGGAGACGGAGAUGAAUUUGACGCAGAGGACGCGGCCGAGUACGACGUGCGAUGGAUAUACAACGCAGCCAGGAUAUACGGAUCACUAGUAGCUAGUCGAACCCUACGACUAGUAGACAUAGUCAAGUACCGCAACUUUGCGGCCCUACAAGAAAAGGCGCACAUGUUCUUCGAGGUGAUGUUUAUCACAUUGCUCCAAGAGUGUAAGCGUGAUGGGCUGAAGGAUAUUUUCAGUGGUCUAGAUACAGACCACGCACGAGGGGUGCAGUACUUUCUGAAGAAUAACGUUCGCCAGACGGACCUCCUAAAGAAUAAGAAAGAGAAGAAGGUGGUCAAGAAGAAUUGCGAGGCGGCAGACCAGGUGCUCAAGACCUUGGCGAUAACAGAGUAGAGAGUAGCUACGAGGGUAGAAUUAUGAUAUGUAAGCUGAGUCUAGGCUUAGCAAACCGACAUCACCUUUUGAGUUGAGGGAAUAAAGAAUAUGGUGUAUGUUUUGUGUUUACUUCGGCGAUGAGACUAAGCAAAAGAUGAUCUCUCAACAGGUACAUACCGUGACGUUGGUAUAAUAAUUACAUCGGUACCUAGAAGUGAUCGGAAGUGUGCGGUUAUUUUCGGAACAACGGCGUAAACGACUAUGAGGUACAUAGACUUUUAUAUAGGAUAGCUUUAUUGUUGGGCCAAUAGGACGGUUGGAUGGACCUACAUAGAUACAUAGGUACAUUUUAGACGGAAGGUCAAUUCCAACAUUGAACGCCCGGACCUCCCAAAAUUUCCGGAAACUACCUAUUAUCUAAAU
This is a messenger RNA of Annulohypoxylon truncatum, 2918 nucleotides long. RefSeq lists its product as uncharacterized. Gene Ontology annotation, molecular function: RNA binding; protein binding. The record is from RefSeq and is a predicted model, not a curated record. The transcript has a single exon. The coding region runs from base 90 to 2513 and encodes 807 amino acids. Gene Ontology annotation, cellular component: nucleolus. Lineage: Eukaryota; Fungi; Ascomycota; Sordariomycetes; Xylariales; Hypoxylaceae. Gene Ontology annotation, biological process: ribosomal small subunit biogenesis.